CCAUUUUUGGACUGGGUAACUUCCCGAUUCAAUGACGACUGCUGUUAUGCUACUAUCAAAAUAGGGAACAUGACGGAGGGAAUCUAACUAUUGGUGCACUGAAAAUCCCCAUAAAUGCUGCGAUAGUAUAUCAGGGGGCCACGUUAUUUCCCAUGCAACCUGAGAAUUGUUCCUUCUCCCCUUGUACGGUAUGUGACUGAAUCUGUGACAGGUCUAGUAAAGCGAACGGUGAUACCCCACAUGGUGUACUGCUCAGGUUCAGUGUGUGCGUCAGGUGUGGAUGGAGUCAGUAGCAUCUGAGAGCACCCACCAUAGUUAUCACAGACAGGACAAGCCGAAGAAGUCCGCGUUCAGACCAACAGCCUGCACAUCGGCAGGCAGGGGGAGAAUGGUCAAGUACUUCUCUAACGACGUAGACAUCAGGACCUCGUGGGACCAUGUUGUCUCUGCCUUCUGGCAGAGGUAUCCCAACCCAUUCAGCACCCAUGUUCUCACGGAGGACGUGGUGUUCCGGGAGGUGACGGCGGACCAGCGGCUUCUCUCCAGACGCCUGCUCACCAAGACCAAUCGAAUGCCUCGCUGGGCCGAGUUCCUCUUCCCCUCCAACCUCUCACGCUCAGUCUACAUCGUCGAGGACUCCGUCGUCGACCCGGUCACCAAGAGCCUCACCACGUACACCUGGAACCUCAACCACACUACGUUAAUGACGGUGGAGGAGCGCUGCCUGUUCCAGGAGUCAGAGGACCGGCCUGCCUUCACGCUGCUCAGACGAGAGGCCUGGAUCUCUUCUGGAGUCUACGGCUUCUCCAGACCUAUCCAGGAGUUUGGCUUGGCCCGCUUCAAGAGCAACCAGGUGAAGGCCAUGAAGGGCCUGGAGUACGCUCUGUCUAACUUACACGGAGAGGCACCCCAGCGUCAGCCCUGCGUCCGGGACACAGUGAAGACUGCUACAGAGAAAGCCAAGACCCUGGCCUCGGCCGCCACCCCGCAGAAACAGCCCCAGCAGUACGUGUGACGACAGGGGAACAUCCACUGCUGCCGGCUGGAACCAGGACUGGAAUGGGACACUGUGCACGCAGGGCAGGCACAAGCAACACAUUCACAUGCAACACACAGGCUGGCCAAUUCUGGUAUUUUUCAGAGCUGAUCUGAUUGGUCAAAAUAUCAAUUUGUGAGGAAAAACUAAAUCAGAAUUGAGCUGCACAUACACACACACACUCUUUUAGCUGCCUUUUCAUUGACUGGAAGCUUGCUUGUAUCAAGGUCUCGGUGUGCAGUAUGUGUACAAUAUGUCCAUCUAAACCACUAACAGCUCUUCUCCUCUGGGGCUAGGCUCUGCUCCUCUGGGGCUAGGCUCUGCUCCUCUGGGGCUAGGCUCUGCUCCUCUUGUUUUAAUUAGCCUAGCAUUAAUACAUCUCAGGUACUGAGCCCCUGUCUGACCGCCUGCCACAACCUAGGGGCAUGUUCAAUAGGCACCAAACGCAAGAAAAUCUUCUCAAACUGAGUGAAACAGAGAUACAAAAGUAUGUGGACAGCUCUUCAAAUUAGUGGAUUUGGCUAUUUCAGCCACACGUUGCUGACAGGUGUAUAAAACCAAGCACCCAUCAUGCAAUCUCCAUAGACAAACAUUGGCAGUAGAAUGGCCUUGCUGAAGAGCGCAGUGAUUUAACGUGGCACCGUCAUAGGAUGCCACCUUUCCAUCAAGUCAGUUCGUCACAUUUCUGCCCUGGUCAACGAAGUGCUGUUAUUGUGAAGCGGAAACGUCUAGUGGUGAAGUGGUAGGCAACAAGCUCACAGAAUGGGACUGCCGAGUUCCAAACUGCCUCUGGAAGCAACGUAAACGCAAUAACUGUUUGUCGGGAGCUUCAUGAAAUGGGUUUCCAUGGCUGAGCAGCCGCACAAAAGCCUAAGAUCACCAUGCGCAAUGCAAAGCAUCAGCUGGAUUGGUGUAAAGCUCGCUGCCAUUGGAGCAGCGGAAAUGCAUUCUUUGGAGGGAUGAAUCACGCUUCACGAUCUGGCAGUCUGACGGACAAAUCUGGGUUUUGGCGGAGGCCAGGAGAACACUACUACCUGCCCCAAUGCAGAGUGCCAACUGUAAAGUUUGGUGGAAGAAUAAUGGUCUGUGGCAGUUUAUGGUUCGGGCCCCUUAGUUCCAGUGAAGGGAAAUCUUAACUCUACAGCAUGCAAUGACAUUCUAG
This is a messenger RNA of Salmo salar (Atlantic salmon), 2198 nucleotides long. RefSeq names its product PRELI domain-containing protein 1, mitochondrial. Gene Ontology annotation, cellular component: mitochondrial intermembrane space. Lineage: Eukaryota; Metazoa; Chordata; Actinopteri; Salmoniformes; Salmonidae. The record is from RefSeq and is a predicted model, not a curated record.